Messenger RNA from Aethalodelphis obliquidens (Pacific white-sided dolphin), 7428 nucleotides. RefSeq names its product sidekick cell adhesion molecule 2 (gene SDK2). Gene Ontology annotation, molecular function: protein binding. The transcript has 45 exons. The record is from RefSeq and is a predicted model, not a curated record. Gene Ontology annotation, biological process: cell-cell adhesion. Bases 588 to 7106 code for a protein of 2172 amino acids. Lineage: Eukaryota; Metazoa; Chordata; Mammalia; Artiodactyla; Delphinidae.
AAAACUUCAGCUCCAGGGAGAUUCGGACCGCUAUGCUUACCGCGCCUCCCGAACCCGGCGCCCCUGAAAGAAGCCCCGCACCCGCAUCUGCCGCCGCACUCGCCUCUCGCGCGGCCCCGGGGGCCCGGCGCCCGGAUCGGCGGUGACUGCGUCCGCGCGGAGCACCCAACCAGGGGGCGGGCAGGGGGCGGGCAGGGGGCGGGCAACGUGGCCACGGGAGGAAGUUUCCUUAAGUUGUCGCUUUAUUCCGGAGCCCGGCCCGCGACCCGGUCAGAUCGGUGAGGCCGCCUUGCCCGGUAGAAGAAGUCGGAGUUGGGGUGCCAAGCGGGGAGGUGCCCCGAGACCAAGAGCGGCUUCAUCCUCCUCUUUGCUCGCCCCUCGCCUUCCCGGAGCGCCGCGGGGAUCGGACUUGUACUAAAGAAGAGGAGGAAGGGUUGGGGUCGCCAGCGUCUCCCCUCCCCGGUGGAUACCGCUCCGGGCCGGAGCCGCGUAGACAGCCUCCCGGGACGUAGCCACGGGGUACCGGACCUCACCAGGAUUAUAAAACUGUUCGGAAGACUAAUCCCCCGAAGAAAAGGCUGGUUGCCAUGUGGGGACCACUGAUCUGGACUCUGCUGGCCCUGCACCAGAUCCGCGCGGCCGGAGCCCAAGAUGACGUGGCCCCCUACUUCAAGACGGAGCCGGUGCGAACACAGGUGCACCUGGAGGGGAAUCGCCUGGUACUCACGUGCAUGGCCGAGGGCAGCUGGCCACUGGAGUUCAAGUGGCUACACAACGACAGGGAGCUGACCAAGUUCUCUCUGGAGUACAGGUACAUGAUCACCAGCCUGGACCGCACCCACGCCGGCUUCUACCGCUGCAUCGUGCGUAACCGGAUGGGCGCUCUGCUGCAGCGGCAAACCGAGGUCCAGGUGGCCUACAUGGGGAGCUUUGAGGAAAGUCAGAAGCACCAGAGCGUCUCCCACGGAGAAGCGGCCAUCAUCCGCGCCCCACGCAUCGCCAGCUUCCCACGGCCGCAGGUGACUUGGUUCCGGGACGGCCGCAAGAUCCCGCCCAGCAGCCGCAUAGCCAUCACCCUGGAGAACGCCCUUGUCAUCCUGUCAACGGUGGCUCCCGACGCAGGCCGCUACUACGCGCAAGCUGUUAAUGACAAGAAUGGGGAUAACAAGACCAGCCAGCCCAUCGCUCUCGCCGUGGAGAAUGUAGGGGGCCCCGCAGACCCCAUCGCUCCAACCAUCAUCAUUCCUCCCAAGAACACCAGCGUGGUGACCGGGACCUCGGAGGUGACCAUGGAGUGCGUGGCCAAUGCCAGGCCCCUGAUCAAGCUGCACAUCACUUGGAAGAAGGAUGGGGUGCUGCUGUCCAGCGGCAUCAGCGACUACAACCGCCGGCUCACCAUCCCCAACCCUACGGGCAGCGACGCCGGUUACUACGAGUGUGAGGCCAUCCUUCGCGGCAGCAGUGCCGCCUCUGUCGUCCGUGGCGCCUACCUGUCUGUGCUGGAACCGCCUCAGUUUGUCAAGGAGCCAGAGAGACACAUCACAGCAGAGAUGGAGAAAGUGGUGGACGUCCCCUGUCGGGCCAAAGGUGUGCCGCCACCCUCCAUCACCUGGUACAAGGACUCGGCCGUGGUGGAGGUGGGGAGGCUAAGCCGCUUCCAGCAGCGAGGCGACGGGGGCCUGCAGAUCAGCGGGCUAGUGCCCGACGACACCGGCAUGUUCCAGUGCUUCGCCCGCAACGCGGCCGGCGAGGUGCAGACCUCCACCUACCUGGCCGUCACCAGCAUCGCCCCCAACAUCACCAGGGGCCCCCUGGACAGCACGGUGAUUGACGGCAUGUCAGUGGUGCUGGCUUGUGAGACUUCGGGGGCGCCCCGGCCGGCCAUCACUUGGCAGAAAGGGGAGCGCAUCCUGGCCAGCGGCUCAGUCCAGCUGCCUCGCUUCACGCUCCUGGAAUCCGGCAGCCUGCUCAUCAGCCCCACGCACACCUCCGACGCCGGCACCUACACCUGUUUGGCCACCAACUCUCGGGGGGUCGACGAAGCCUCGGCCGACCUGGUUGUGUGGGCCCGGACGCGCAUCACCAAGCCCCCCCAGGACCAGAGCGUCAUCAAGGGAACCCAGGCCUCCAUGAUGUGUGGAGUGACCCACGACCCCCGAGUGACUGUCAGGUACGUCUGGGAGAAGGAUGGGGCCACAUUGAGCAUGGAGGGCAACCCCCGCAUCCGUCUGGACAGAAACGGCUCCCUGCACAUCUCUCAGACGUGGUCCGGGGACAUCGGCACCUACACCUGCCGGGUGCUCUCAGCCGGAGGCAAUGACUCUCGCAGUGCCCACCUGCGUGUGAGGCAGCUGCCUCAUGCCCCUGAGCACCCAGUGGCGACUCUCAGCGCCGCGGAGAGAAGGGCCGUCAACCUGACAUGGGCCAAGCCCUUCGACGGCAACAGCCCGCUGAUCCGCUACGUCCUGGAGAUGUCGGAGAACAAUGCCCCCUGGACGGUGCUCCUGGCCAGCGUGGACCCCGAGGCCACCUCGGUGAUGGUCAAGGGCUUGGUUCCCGCACGUUCCUACCAGUUCCGUCUUUGUGCCGUCAACGACGUGGGGAGAGGACAGUUCAGCAAAGACACAGAGAGGGUCUCCCUUCCUGAGGAGCCCCCCACGGCCCCUCCACAGAAUGUCAUCGCCAGCGGCCGGACCAACCAGUCCAUCAUGAUCCAGUGGCAGCCACCUCCCGAGAGCCACCAGAAUGGCAUCCUUAAGGGCUACAUCAUCAGGUACUGCCUGGCCGGGCUGCCUGUUGGGUACCAGUUUAAGAACAUCACGGAUGCUGAUGUCAACAACCUGCUGCUGGAGGACCUCAUCAUCUGGACCAACUACGAGAUCGAGGUGGCCGCCUACAACAGCGCCGGACUGGGUGUCUAUAGCAGCAAAGUCACCGAGUGGACACUGCAGGGAGUGCCCACGGUCCCUCCGGGCAACGUGCAUGCAGAAGCCACCAACUCCACGACCAUCCGCUUCACCUGGACUGCCCCCAGCCCCCAGUUCAUCAACGGCAUCAACCAGGGCUACAAGCUGAUGGCCUGGGAGCCAGAGCAGGAAGAGGAGGUUACCAUGGUGACCGCCCGGCCCAACUUUCAAGACAGCAUCCACGUGGGCUUUGUGUCGGGCCUGAAGAAGUUCACUGAGUACUUCACCUCGGUGCUGUGCUUCACCACCCCCGGUGACGGGCCUCGCAGCACCCCGCAGCUGGCGCGCACCCACGAGGACGUGCCAGGGCCCGUGGGACACCUGAGCUUCACUGAAAUCCUGGACACCUCGCUGAAGGUCAGCUGGCAAGAACCAGGGGAGAAGAACGGCAUUCUCACAGGAUAUCGGAUCUCCUGGGAGGAGUAUAACCGGACCAACACCCGCGUGACGCACUACCUGCCCAACGUCACCCUGGAGUACCGCGUCACGGGCCUCACCGCGCUCACCACCUACACCAUCGAGGUGGCCGCCAUGACCGCCAAGGGCCAGGGCCAGGUGUCUGCCUCAACCAUCUCCUCCGGGGUGCCUCCAGAACUCCCAGGAGCCCCCACCAACCUGGGCAUUUCCAACAUCGGCCCCCGCUCCGUGACCUUGCAGUUCAGGCCAGGUUAUGAUGGGAAGACCUCCAUCUCCCGCUGGCUGGUGGAGGCCCAGGUGGGCGUGGUCGGGGAGGGAGAGGAGUGGCUGCUGAUUCACCAGCUCCCCAACGAGCCCGACGCCCGGUCCAUGGAGGUGCCCGACCUGAACCCCUUCACCUACUACAGCUUCCGCAUGCGCCAGGUGAAUAUCGUGGGCACUAGCCCACCCAGCCAGCCUUCCAGAAAGAUCCAGACCCUCCAGGCGCCCCCUGACAUGGCCCCGGCCAACGUGACGCUGCGCACGGCGAGUGAGACCAGCCUGUGGCUCCGCUGGGUGCCUCUCCCAGAGAUGGAAUACAACGGGAACCCCGAGUCGGUGGGCUACAAGAUCAAGUACAGCCGGGCGGACGGCCACGGCAAGACGCUGAGCCACGUGGUCCAAGACCGCGUGGAACGGGAGUACACCAUCGAAGACCUGGAGGAGUGGACGGAGUACCGCGUCCAGGUGCAGGCCUUCAACGCCAUCGGGAGCGGGCCCUGGAGCCAGACGGUGUUGGGCAGGACCCGGGAGUCAGUGCCGUCCUCGGGCCCCACCAACGUGUCUGUGCUGGCCACCACCUCCAGCAGCAUGCUGGUUCGCUGGAGCGAAGUCCCAGAGGCCGACCGCAACGGGCUGGUGCUGGGCUACAAGGUGCUGUAUAAGGAGAAGGACUCAGACUCCCAGCCCCGGUUCUGGCUGGUGGAAGGGAACUCGUCACGCAGCGCCCAGCUCACAGGCCUGGGCAAAUACGUGCUGUACGAGGUGCAGGUGCUAGCCUUCACGCGCAUCGGGGACGGCAGCCCCAGCCAUCCUGCCAUCCUGGAGCGGACGCUGGAUGACGUCCCGGGACCACCCAUGGGCAUCCUGUUCCCAGAGGUGAGGACCACCUCGGUGCGGCUGAUCUGGCAGCCCCCCGCCGCCCCCAACGGCAUCAUUCUGGCCUACCAGAUCACACACAGGCUCAACGCCACCACGGCCAACGCUGCCACGGUGGAGGUGCUCGUGCCCAGCGCCCGCCAGUUCACGGCCACCGGCCUCAAGCCAGAGUCUGUCUACCUGUUCCGCAUCACGGCCCAGACACGCAAGGGCUGGGGAGAGGCCGCCGAGGCCCUGGUGGUGACCACGGAGAAGAGAGACCGCCCGCAGCCCCCCAGCAAGCCCGUGGUGCAGCAGGAGAACGUGAAGGCACGCAGCGUGCUCCUGUCCUGGGAGCCCGGGAGCGACGGGCUGUCCCCCGUGCGCUACUACACCAUCCAGACCCGCGAGCUGCCCAGCGGCAGGUGGGCCCUGCACUCAGCCUCUGUGAGCCACAACGCCUCCGCCUUCGUUGUGGACAGGCUCAAGCCUUUCACGUCCUACAAGUUCCGAGUGAAGGCCACCAAUGACAUCGGGGACAGUGAGUUCAGCAAGGAGUCGGAACCACUGACCACCCUGCAGGCCGCCCCUGAUGAAGCACCCACAAUUGUCUCGGUGACACCGCACACCACCACCUCCGUGCUGAUCCGAUGGCAGCCACCAUCAGAAGACAAGAUCAACGGCAUCCUCCUGGGCUUCCGGAUCCGGUACCGGGAGCUGCUCUACGAGGGUCUGAGGGGCUUCACGCUGCGUGGCAUCAACAACCCGGGGGCCAAGUGGGCAGAGCUCACCUCCUUGUACUCCGUGCGGGACCUGAGCCGGCCCAGCCUCACGCAGUACGAGCUGGACAACCUGAACAAGCACCGGCGCUACGAAAUACGCAUGAGUGUGUACAACACUGCGGGCGAGGGGCCCUCCAGCCCCCCACACGAGGUCUUCGUCGGGGAGGCAGUGCCCACGGCAGUGCCCCGCAACGUGGCUGUCCACGGCGCCACGGCCACGCAGCUGGAUGUGACGUGGGACCCACCGCCGCCGGAAAGCCAGAACGGAGACAUCCAGGGCUACAAGAUUUAUUUCUGGGAGGCCCAGCGGCGGAACCUCACGGAGCGGGUGAAGACGCUUUUCCUAGCCGAGAACGGCGUCAAACUCAAGAACCUGACCGGCUACACCGCCUACAUGGUCAGCGUGGCGGCCUUCAACGCCGCGGGGGACGGGCCUCGGAGCACGCCGGCCCGGGGCCAGACCCAGCAAGCAGCCCCCAGUGCUCCCAGCUCCGUCAAGUUCAGUGAACUGACCACCACCUCAGUGAACGUGUCCUGGGAGGCUCCGCAGUUCCCCAAUGGUGUCCUGGAGGGCUACCGGCUGGUGUACGAGCCCUGCACCCCCGUGGACGGAGUCAGUAAGAUCGUGACGGUGGAUGUGAAGGGCAGCAGCCCUCUGUGGCUGAAGGUGAAGGACCUGGCGGAGGGGAUGACCUACAGGUUCCGUAUCAGAGCCAAGACCUUCACCUACGGGCCCGAGAUCGAAGCCAACGUCACCACGGGCCCCGGAGAAGGUGCCCCCGGGCCGCCCGGAGUGCCCAUCAUCGUGCGGUACAGCUCGGCCAUUGCCAUCCACUGGUCCAGCGGAGACCCCGGCAAAGGCCCCAUCACCCGCUACGUCAUAGAAGCCAGACCUUCAGACGAGGGGCUCUGGGACAUCCUCAUCAAAGACAUCCCCAAGGAGGUGACGUCCUACACGUUCAGCAUGGACAUCCUCAAGCCAGGCGUGAGCUAUGACUUCCGGGUCAUCGCUGUCAACGACUACGGCUUCGGCACCCCCAGCAGCCCCUCCCAGUCUGUGCCAGCCCAGAAAGCCAACCCCUUCUACGAGGAGUGGUGGUUCUUGGUGGUCAUCGCGCUCGUUGGCCUCAUCUUCAUUCUGCUCCUGGUCUUCGUGCUCAUCAUCCGGGGCCAGAGCAAGAAGUACGCCAAGAAGACAGACUCGGGGACCAAUCCCAAGUCUGGUGCCCUGGGCCAUGGGGAGAUGAUGAGCUUGGACGAAAGCAGUUUUCCUGCCCUAGAACUCAACAACCGGCGGCUCUCAGUCAAGAACUCCUUCUGCCGAAAGAACGGCCUGUAUACCAGGUCUCCUCCUCGGCCCAGCCCGGGCAGCCUCCACUACUCCGACGAGGACGUCACCAAGUACAACGACCUCAUCCCAGCCGAGAGCAGCAGCCUGACCGAGAAGCCCUCGGAAAUCUCUGACUCUCAGGGAAGCGACAGCGAGUACGAGGUCGACCCGAGCCCCCAGAAGGCCCACUCUUUUGUCAACCACUACAUCAGUGACCCCACCUAUUACAACUCGUGGAGGCGGCAGCAGAAGGGGAUCUCGCGGGCCCAGGCCUACAGCUACACGGAGAGCGACCCGGGCGAGCCAGACCCCACCGCCCUGUCCAACGGCAGCAGCGCCCAGCAGGGCAGCCUCUUUCGGCCCAAGGCCAGUCGGACCCCAACGCCCCAAAACCCCCCGAACCCCCCGAGUCAGCAGAGCACCCUCUACCGUCCCCCCAGCAGCCUCGCCCCUGGCUCCCGGGCUCCUAUAGCAGGAUUUUCAUCAUUUGUUUGAUGUCAUCCUCGUUGUCGGAAGAGGAAAAAGAAAACACAGCACCAAACUCCCCUUCCGCCCCUCCUCGCACCGCCUGCCAGAAAAGAGAAACACCAAGAAACCAAGUCAACUUUUCACCUCCUGAGUUUAUUUUUCCAGAGAUUCCAGGGCCAGCAAAGCCGGUGUUGAGAAGGAUGGAGAAAAACCACGAGAGGACGUGUGUGGCUUCGAGACUGUGGGGUUUGCUGCUCCUUCGGGGGGCUGAGCAGAGUAGGGGGGCUGGCUGCGGUGGACACGAGUGGGUUGGGCCCCUGGAGAGAGAGGGAGGGAGGGAGGGAGGGAG